Nasonia vitripennis (jewel wasp) is the source of this 953-nucleotide messenger RNA. RefSeq lists its product as uncharacterized. NCBI's taxonomy places the organism in Eukaryota, Metazoa, Arthropoda, Insecta, Hymenoptera, Pteromalidae. Bases 84 to 626 code for a protein of 180 amino acids. The transcript has 2 exons. The record is from RefSeq and is a predicted model, not a curated record.
GCUCCGACUUCGAGGACCCUGCCUCACGCCGAGAAAAAUACAUAGUGACCAUUGCCAGAAUUCAACUAUAAACACAGUGCAGCAUGUCUCAAACAAUGAACUCGCUUCUACGAUCAGUGCUACUGACAAAUCAUCGAAAAUUCGUCGCAGAAUGCAAGCGCAUUAUGGAAGAACAACGACGUCAGAAACGACUUCAAGAACUCAUGUCCGGUUCCAGCUCCGACGACAGCAAUUGCAGCAAUGACAGUCUUGAUUUAAGUUUAAGUUCUAGCUCAAGUGACAGCUCCAGUGAUGACAGUUUCAAUUUAAGCUUAAGUAUUAGUUCGAGCGACAGUUCCAGCGUUGAUAGACUUAGCGCAAGCUCAAGUUCUAGCUUAACUGGCAAUCCUAGCGAUAACAGUGUCAAUGCAAGCUUUAGUUCUAGCUCUAGCGACAGUUCUAGCGACGACAGUCUUAAUUCCAGCUCAAGUUCUAGCUCGAGCGACUGUUCUAGCGACGACAAUGUUAAUUCAAAAUCAAGUUCUAGCUCGAGCGACAGUUCUAGCGAUGACAAUCUUGAUUCAAGCUCAAGUUCUAGCUCGAGCGACAGUUCUAGCGAUGAAAAUUCAGACACUGGCGAUAUUUAAUAGUUAUACUUUAGUGAACUUGUAUGCUCUAUUAAGGUACAAUGUAAUUUUAAAAAAAUUAAACCGAUUUAGAUUUAAUUGUUUAUUGAUAUAUUGAUUAAAUUGUACAACGAAUCUCUCAACAUCUUGUAUGUUAAAAUGUAGUUGUUAAAGCAGUUAUAUUAAACGUGCGAUGAAAACUGUCAAUCUAAAUAUAAUCGACAUAGAAUUAAUGUACGGCAUAAUCAACGACAAUAUCAGCUGAUCUGUAAUAGAAUUAUAUAUAAGAUGUAUGUUAAACUGUGUGUGUGUAUGAUAAUACUGUGUAAAUGCGACUGUAUAUUUAAU